AUGGCCAGUAAAACUAACGGUGUGGAGUCCGAAUGGGCUCGGGCUCCGCCGGCGCCACGGCCUUUAGGAGAAAGAAUUCUUAGGGCUGUAUACAAUCCUGACGAAAAAACAUUUUUAGGACGGACGCCGAAACGAUGGGGUGUGUUGUUCGCCUUCUACCUGGUGUUCUACGCGGCGCUGGCUGCCUUCUUCGCUAUCUGUAUGGCGGGCUUGUUCUCAACCUUGGACAACGAUAAGCCCAUGUACACCUUGGAGAGUUCGUUGAUCGGUGCCAACCCUGGUGUCAGCUACCGUCCCCGUCCUCGUGACGAGAUCACGGUCCAGUACGACGCUCAGAACUCCUCAGCAUAUGAAUACUACACCAGCGAGCUGGCUGAGUUGCUUGAACAGUAUAAAAACGAAUCGUGGGUAACUUCAAAGAAGGAAUGCACUUCUGAAGAUAAUUUUGGCUUCCCGCACUCACCGUGCCUCUUUAUCAAGUUGAAUAAAAUCUACGGUUGGAAGCCUCAGUACUACGAGAAUGAUUUCCCUGAGGACAUGUCCCCAGAUCUAGUUCAGUACAUCACGAUGCUACCGGAGGCUGAGCGUCAGCAGCUGUGGGUGUCAUGUUGGUUGGAGCACGACACAGGAGCUCGUCUGCAGUACCCGUGGGGUCGCGGGCUGGCGGGCAGGUUCUACCCUUACCUCAACCAGCAAGGGUACACACCACCACUCAUCGCACUUAAAGUCACACCUCCAGUAAACACUUUAAACAUAAUCCGAUGCCGCGUCUGGGCUAAGAACGUAAAAUACAACAAGAGUAUUAAGGAACCCAGGGGGUACGCCAGGAUACUGUUGCGGGUAGACGAUCCCUUAUACAACGGGACUGCUGCAGCGGAACGGAUUUCAGAGGACAGAUCUCAAGAUAACGACACAACUACUGCUGCAACCACCGAGAUCAAAUGA
This is a messenger RNA of Danaus chrysippus (African queen), 945 nucleotides long. NCBI's taxonomy places the organism in Eukaryota, Metazoa, Arthropoda, Insecta, Lepidoptera, Nymphalidae. The record is from the annotation of a GenBank genome assembly.